Messenger RNA from Rana temporaria (common frog), 464 nucleotides. RefSeq names its product diazepam binding inhibitor, acyl-CoA binding protein (gene DBI). Bases 101 to 364 code for a protein of 87 amino acids. Gene Ontology annotation, molecular function: fatty-acyl-CoA binding. The transcript has 4 exons. The record is from RefSeq and is a predicted model, not a curated record. Gene Ontology annotation, biological process: fatty acid metabolic process. NCBI's taxonomy places the organism in Eukaryota, Metazoa, Chordata, Amphibia, Anura, Ranidae.
AGAGAUGAGAUGAGGGGGCGGGGAGGAGUAGAGGACACAGAGGAGUGGAAGGUGCGGAACUCCAUGUGCGCAGAGCGAGAGAAUCACCGAGAGAGACGACAUGACACAGGCGGAUUUUGAUAAAGCGGCGGAGGAGGUGAAGAAGCUGAAGCAAACCCCUAGUGAUGAGGAGAUGCUGAAGACGUACGCCCUCUACAAGCAGGCCACUGUGGGGGAUGUGAACACAGCUCGGCCGGGAAUGUUGGACUUCAAAGGAAAAGCCAAGUGGGACGCCUGGGAGACCAAGAAAGGGAUCAGCCAGGAAGACGCUCGCGCUCAGUACAUAAAGUUUGUGGAGGAGUUGAAGGCGAAGUACGGGUGCUGAGGAGAGGAAGGUGAAGGAUUUGGGGCGUCUCUCCCGCCGCCGUCCGUCCGCGUCUGUAACGGUUUCUUAUGUAUCAAUAAAUCGCCAUUGUUACUUUUCA